CUAGUUUUUUUGUAAAAAUUAUUACAAUAGUGUAUUUCAAGAGAAAACGCAUGAGUCGUUCUCACCAUCAUCGUCAAUCCAAGACAUCCUCAUAAAUGACCUAUCCAUCACUGAACGUCGAAUUCCAUUCGAUGAUGAUGAUGCGUCCAAUCACCCUUCAAAACGUCGCCGUCAUCGGCGCAGGCGCUGCCGGCCUUGUCGCCGCCCGCGAGCUCCAGCGAGAGGGCCACAAAGUCGUCGUCUUCGAGAGAGAAGAUCGAAUCGGAGGCACCUGGGUCUACAAUUCAACCACCGAGUCCGACCCAAUUGGGAUCGACCCGUUUCGCACGGUGAUCCAAAGUAGCCUUUACGCCUCCCUCCGGACCAACCUGUCCCGAGAUUGUAUGGGUUUCCGGGACUACCCGUUUGUGGCUUCGAAAGAGGCCAACAGGGACCCGAGGAGGUUUCCGGGUCAUAGAGAGGUGUUGGAGUAUCUGAACGAUUUUGCGAGUGAGUUUGGACUCAGUGAGUUGGUGAGGUUUGGUACGGAGGUGAGGAAUGUGUGUUUGGAAGGUGGGAAAUGGAAAGUAAGAUCGAGAAAGGGUGGAGAUCAGUUGGAUGAGAUAUAUGAUGCUGUGGUUGUUUGUAAUGGGCAUUUUACGGAGCCCCGAAUUGCAGAAAUUCCGGGCAUUGAAACAUGGCCAGGACGUCAAAUUCAUAGCCACAAUUACCGCGAUCCUGAGCCCUUUCAAGGUCAAGUUGUAAUUCUGAUUGGGAGUGCUGCCAGUGCUGUCGAUAUCUCUAGGGACAUUGCUGGAGUUGCUAAACAAGUCCACAUUGCAUCUAGAUCGGUUACGGAUGGAACUAUUGGAAAGCUUCCUGGAUACAAUAACAUGUGGCUUCAUUCCAUGAUAGAAAGUGUCGACAGAAAUGGUACCGUGGUAUUCCAAGAUAGGAGUGCAGUCCGUGCUGAUGUCAUUCUACACUGCACAGGGUACAUGUAUCAUUUUCCUUUUCUUGAUACAAAUGGCAUUGUGACUGUGGAUGACAACUCCGUGAGGCCAUUAUACAAGCACAUUUUCCCACCUCCCUUGGCUCCACAGCUUUCAUUUGUGGGAUUGCCAUGGAAGGUUAUCCCUUUCCCAUUGUGUGAAAUCCAGAGCAAGUGGAUAGCGGGUGUUUUGUCUGGUCGAAUUGCACUUCCAUCGUCAGGCGAGAUGAUGGCUGAUGUCGAAGCUUUUUACAGAACAUUGGAUGUGUCUGGCAUCCCAAAACGUUACACUCAUAAUCUCGCCGCUUCUCAGUUUGAGUACUAUGACUGGCUUGCUGCCGAGUGUGGGUACCCAGCGGCUGAAAAAUGGAGGAACCAAAUGUAUUCCGCAGCUACCAAGAACAGGAUGGCACGGCCAGAAACAUACCGCGAUGAAUGGGAUGAUCAGCACUUGGUUUCUCAAGCCAAUGAAGACUUCAUCAAAUACAGUUCAUCAAAUACAGUUCAAAAGGAAAUGGAUUCAUCAUCUCUCAAUAACCAGAGCUCCUCAAGCACUCCCACAACACAAGAGUUGUAAGGAGCCACUAUUGUAUUUUCUAUCCAUUUCAUCAUUGUUUAUUUAUUGUUGUGGGUGAAUUGGUUAUAGGCUGUUUGGUUUUGUGCUUUGUUUAAAGGGUAAUGUUAGAAACUCCAAAUUUUCUACCAAAUAAAUGACUAUGUGACAUUUGGUCACCCAUGUGAGACAUUUGGUCAUUAAUUUGAUAGAAAAUUUAGGAUUUAUAACAUUUUCCUUGUUUAAAAUGCUUCACAAAAUUGAAAUAAUGGAUAACAUUUGAUCCUGCAUACACAUUUUUUUGUGCUCUUUGUAAAACAGCAUACAAUUGAAAUGUAAUGCGAGGGAAAACGUUUGAUCCAA
Molecule: messenger RNA, 1886 nt
Organism: Camellia sinensis
Lineage: Eukaryota; Viridiplantae; Streptophyta; Magnoliopsida; Ericales; Theaceae
Product: flavin-containing monooxygenase FMO GS-OX-like 3
Molecular function (GO): N,N-dimethylaniline monooxygenase activity; flavin adenine dinucleotide binding; NADP binding
Source: RefSeq, a predicted model, not a curated record